Carya illinoinensis is the source of this 363-nucleotide messenger RNA. RefSeq lists its product as uncharacterized. The record is from RefSeq and is a predicted model, not a curated record. Bases 1 to 363 code for a protein of 120 amino acids. Lineage: Eukaryota; Viridiplantae; Streptophyta; Magnoliopsida; Fagales; Juglandaceae. The transcript has a single exon.
AUGUACUCGCUGAUAUUGUUUCUUGGAGUACUGGUUCUUCUGUCCACUGGCUCACUCGCUCAAUUUAAACCUCCAGGACCGAGCAUACCACCCGGCCCUCCUCAUUCACUGGAGGAGUCCUCUUUGGAAGAAAAGACGCUAGCCUUCGGUGCCAAACUUCCCAAGGGACCAAAAACUCCCUCAAAGUUUAUCCCACCGACACCAAUUAAUCAUGAGUCUCUUGAUCAGGGGAAAAAGCCUUACCCAGAACACAAGCUACCGAUUAAUCCAGUUGAUCAGAAGCCUCCGAAGGGUGAACCCAAGUCACGGCGUAUGCCUUACCCACGACACCCUCCAGCAAAAGAUGGUAGAAACAUGCCCUAG